UAUUAGUAUUUAUAGGCCAUGGCCGGACUGGUCUGAGCCAUUCCCAUCAUUCGCUUAAUUAAGCAUCAUUAUAGACAAUCAAGGGAAACUAAAGCCGGCACGUUCCCCACAACGCCUCCCACUCCCAUGUGUGCAGAGGAUGACGGAGAAGGAAGAUUACAGCACGGCAGAAGAAUCAGAUUCAAUGGGGAGCAUAAAUCUCUCGCAGAAAAGCAAGAAGAGGAGGUUCAGCGAUGAGCAGAUCAGGUCGUUGGAGAGGAUCUUCGAGACGGAGACGACACGUCUGGAGCCGAGGAAGAAGGCGCAGCUCGCCCGGGAGCUCGGGCUGCAUCCCCGGCAGAUUGCCAUAUGGUUUCAGAACAGGAGGGCCCGUUGGAAGGCGAAACAGAUCGAGAGAGACUACGGCGUGCUCAAGGCAGAUUACGAUGCUCUGCUUUCGAGCUGCGAGUCCCUUAAGCAGGAGAAGCAAGCUCUCUUGAAGCAGUUGCAGAAGCUCAGUGGCCUUGUAGAAGAGCAACACAAAGCGGGUUCCACGGAGAAGAAGGCAUCGUGUCGACCUGUUUCUGCUGCGAACACCGAGGACGGUGAGUCGGACAACGUGGACGGAAAGUCGUCAGAAGAGAAAGGUGUUAAGCCGAAAGAAGAAUCGGGUUUGAGGUUGGCUCUGUUUGCAGAGAGCGAAUGCAGCAGCAAAAUUCUUGAUACAUGUAGGAAGAAAGAAGAGGAUGAAGAAGUGGGGAAGCUUGUCAAUGUCAGCAGCUGCGGCGCCGGAUACGACCCAUUUACUGACGAUGAUGGAUCCUACGUUUUACAGGCCUUUUGCUGUCAUGAUCAGCCUUACCAAUGGUGGGAGCUAUGGCCUUGAGUAUGUGACUCCCACCGUGGCCUUGAGUAUGUGACUCAAAUUGUAGAGCAGGAGAGGAAGACAGGUCAAAGCGAGAUUAAAGAAUUGAGAAAUUAGUAUAGGGAAAAUUGUCAAACUGCUGUAAAGAGAUCUUUAAUUCCCUUUUGUUUUUUUGUACUUAUAUUUGUUUUUUUUUUUUUUUU
Messenger RNA from Nymphaea colorata (pocket water lily), 1047 nucleotides. Its product is annotated as homeobox-leucine zipper protein ATHB-7. The coding region runs from base 140 to 865 and encodes 241 amino acids. Gene Ontology annotation, molecular function: sequence-specific DNA binding; DNA-binding transcription factor activity, RNA polymerase II-specific. The transcript is spliced from 2 exons. NCBI's taxonomy places the organism in Eukaryota, Viridiplantae, Streptophyta, Magnoliopsida, Nymphaeales, Nymphaeaceae. Gene Ontology annotation, cellular component: nucleus. The record is from RefSeq and is a predicted model, not a curated record. Gene Ontology annotation, biological process: positive regulation of DNA-templated transcription.